Cornus florida is the source of this 2012-nucleotide messenger RNA. RefSeq names its product pentatricopeptide repeat-containing protein At1g01970. Gene Ontology annotation, molecular function: protein binding. The record is from RefSeq and is a predicted model, not a curated record. Bases 265 to 1506 code for a protein of 413 amino acids. The transcript has 3 exons. NCBI's taxonomy places the organism in Eukaryota, Viridiplantae, Streptophyta, Magnoliopsida, Cornales, Cornaceae.
CAUACGUUUCACCAGGUUUUAUCUUCUCUACUCCUCUGUCCACAUAGUUCUCUGCUGCUGCUACUCCCUCUAAAAUUUACAAUUACAACCCUCAUCUCUCUCCCCUCUCUCUCACAGACACCCCCAGAAUUCGAACCGUUUAAAUCUCAAGAUAAUAGGAUUUCACCGCUUAAAGCUCAGGAUAGGAAAAAAAAUUCCAUCAAACAUAAACUGCCUUAAUUAUAGGUACAAUGGUCUUUGUUUGAUGCAUUUUUGCUCUGUUUCAUGGGUUUAUUAACUUGUAAUGUGCUAUAUAUUUCAAACCCAAAUUUUGCAUUAAGCUGUGAAAUUUCAAGAACCCGUCACUGCCAUUUAUGGGGAAAAUCUUUGUUGCAAAAUUCUACAACCUCUGGGUUUCCUAAAUCCCGUUUUCGACCGGUGGUAGUUAUUACCAAUGUACAGGAGAUAGAAAAAAUUGAAAACAAAGAAGAAGAGAAACCAAGGUUUAAGUGGGUUAACAUUGGUCCUGACAUAUCAGAAGCCCAGAAAGUGGCCAUAUCUCAACUCCCACCAAAGAUGAUCAAACGAUGCAAGGCCCUCAUGAAACAGAUUAUUUGUUUCUCUCCGGAAAAAACCAGUCUGUCCCAUUUGUUGGCUGUGUGGGUGAAGAUCAUGAAGCCCACGAGAGCUGACUGGCUUUCGGUUCUCAAAGAAUUGAGCAAUUUGAAUCAUCCGUUGCUCUUUGAGGUGGCAGAACUUGCACUCCUGGAAGACUCAUUUGAAGCUAAUGUUCGUGACUAUACCAAGAUAAUUCAUGGUUACGGGAAGCAAAAUCGAUUGCAAGAUGCUGAAAGUAUCUUCUUGGCCAUGAAGAAAAGAGGCUUCGUAUUUGAUCAGGUGACCCUAACUGCUCUAAUUCACAUGUACAGUAAGGCUGGGAAUCUUAAGCUUGCUGAAGAAACAUUUGAAGAGAUGAAGCUGCUUGGCCCAACAUUGGAUAAAAGAUCAUAUGGCUCAAUGAUCAUGGCGUACAUUAGAGCUGAAAUGCCAGACAAAGGAGAGAGUUUACUUAGAGAAAUGGAAGCCCAAGAAAUAUAUGCUGGAAGAGAAGUUUACAAAGCAUUGCUGAGAGCAUACUCCAUGAUUGGUGAUAGUGAAGGAGCUCAAAGGGUAUUCGAUUCAAUUCAAUUUGCAGGCAUCAUUCCUGACGUCAAGCUGUGUGGACUGCUCAUAAAUGCCUAUGUAGUGGCAGGUCAAAGUCACAACGGUUAUAUUGCAUUCGAAAAUAUGAUGAGGGCCGGUCUUGAACCUAAUGAUAAAUGUGUUUCUCUAAUUAUGGCUGCUUAUGAAAAGGAGGAUAAGCUGAACAAGGCACUGGACUUCUUGAUAUAUUUGGAGAAAAAUGGAAUUAUGCCUGGGAAAGAAGCGUCAGAAAUACUGGCUAGGUGGUUUCGAAGGUUGGGGGUGGUAAAAGAAGUUGAGCUUGUGAUAAGAGAAUAUGCUUCCAAGGUAGCUCCUGCUUUUUAGUUCACCAGCAACCUCUGUUACAUUUUCAUGUCUGCCUUGUAAACGGCCCGAGUCUCCUCUUCUGAAUUAUACUCCGAUCAGUUGCCAAGAAGAUGUAAGAAUAUCGUCAGAUCUUAACUUUUGGGUCUUUCCACCUGGAACUCUUGGCUGUAAAGGCCCCUUGAAUGUUUCAACCGUUUUUUUUUCGGUUGGAUUGAUGAGGGAAUAAAACCAAUACACUGACAGUUGCGCUUCUGAUUGGGUAUGUUUUUCGAUUCACAUCUCUUGUGGAACUCAUUUUUGACACCAGACCAAGGGAAGAGUGUCAACUGUCGUUUUUGUGUUCUCUCAAACUCCGGCAAGUGAGGCUCAAUCUGCAGCUAAAGUAGCAGAGGUGUACUAAAUUAUCAAUAUUACCUGAAAAUGGAAGUCAGUCCUGAGUAUGUGGUGUAUUAAUGAACCUGGAACCUGUGCUUUUAAUUCUAACCCACUUUCUAAUUAAUCUGAAGUCUGAACCAUUGAUACUA